CGCAGUCGCUUCGAUCGCUCCGGAAAUCGCAGCAGUUAACGCGUUAUACGUUGAUCUACAUUACCACUCAGUAUAAUACCACAAUGGAUAUCGGCACCAAAGCCAGUAAAGCGGCCUUCUCCAUUGAGAACAUCCUGGAGCAAAAGACGAGAACUUCACAGAGUCCCGCAAUCGAAACCACCCAACGAUCUCAAUCGCGUCGGGGAUCCUCGCAAAGUCCUGUGACUGGAGCGAUACCAUCUUCUCCUGCUCUGGUCGUGCCCAAGGCGGCACUGGCCACCACCAGCCCAUCUGCUCCCUCGUCCACCUCCCACAUCUACGAUCUGUCCCGCGAGGCAGUCGCCGCCCAGUAUGCCCACACCCUCAAGAAUCUGGACUCCAGCCAAGUGCUGGCGCCCACCUCGCUGCGCUUCAACCCCAUAUAUCCGGAUCCCGCCUCGCUGUUCUACCAGCAGGUGCUCAACCUGCAGAAGAACCCCUCGCUCUUCAUGCCCCACUUUCAGGCAGCCGCAGUGGCAGCCGCCGCCGCCGUCCAGCCCACAGGAUAUUGCGAGCAGUACAGUCCUUUCGCCAUGGACUGCGAAGGCUUUACAAACCCGGCAAGUGCAGCUGCUGCCUUGUACUGCAAUGCCUAUCCGGCGGCCAGCUUCUACAUGUCCAACUUCGGAGUGAAGCGAAAGGGCGGCCAGAUCCGCUUCACCUCCCAGCAGACAAAAAAUCUCGAAGGACGCUUCGCCAGCUCCAAGUACCUUUCACCAGAGGAGCGACGCCACUUGGCACUCCAACUAAAGCUGACUGAUCGCCAGGUGAAGACCUGGUUCCAGAACCGGCGGGCCAAGUGGCGACGUGCCAAUCUCAGCAAGCGCAGUACAUCCGCCCAAGGAUCUGUAGCUCCGUCGGCAGAGCCUUCGUCUCCCACUUCGAAUGGCACCGUUCCCAUCAUGAAUCUUGGGAGUAGCGGGAGUAGGAGUGGCCAGCAGAGCGACGAGGAGGAUCGCAUGUACCUCUCCGAGGACGAUGAGGACGACGACGAGGAGGAGGAGGCGGAGGGAACCCCCAAGUGAAGCUCGAAGAUUGCCCACUUACUCAUAAGAUAGUUCAGCUUGUAGUUAG
Molecule: messenger RNA, 1113 nt
Organism: Drosophila ficusphila
Lineage: Eukaryota; Metazoa; Arthropoda; Insecta; Diptera; Drosophilidae
Gene: HHEX
Product: hematopoietically-expressed homeobox protein Hhex
Exons: 2
Coding region: 84-1064 (326 amino acids)
Biological process (GO): cell differentiation; regulation of transcription by RNA polymerase II
Molecular function (GO): RNA polymerase II cis-regulatory region sequence-specific DNA binding; DNA-binding transcription factor activity, RNA polymerase II-specific
Source: RefSeq, a predicted model, not a curated record